Molecule: messenger RNA, 1516 nt
Organism: Aaosphaeria arxii CBS 175.79
Lineage: Eukaryota; Fungi; Ascomycota; Dothideomycetes; Pleosporales
Product: UDP-glucose 4-epimerase
Exons: 4
Coding region: 209-1318 (369 amino acids)
Biological process (GO): beta-D-galactose catabolic process via UDP-galactose, Leloir pathway
Cellular component (GO): cytosol
Molecular function (GO): UDP-glucose 4-epimerase activity
Source: RefSeq, a predicted model, not a curated record
GGGAUUGAGAUUAUUGGGAUUAGUAUUAUUGCUCUAGGUACUCUACUACUACUCUACUACUCUACUACUCUACUGUUUGUCCUGUAGCUAUAAUAGCUUCCUCACCUCCGUCCAAUUCUUACUUCCUUUCUGUUCUUCCUUCUACAUUCCAUCCACCUCAAUCAAAACUUAACAUCUCCAUCCAUCUACCCCCACUUCUCUAUUCACAAUGGUUGUCGGAUCUGUUCUCGUUGCUGGAGGAACCGGCUACAUUGGCUCCUUCACCGUCCUCGCCCUUCUCGAGGCCGACUACAAGGUCGUCAUCGUCGACAACCUCUACAACUCUGACGUCGAGGUCCUCAACCGCAUUGAGCUCAUCAGCGGCAAGCGCCCCGCCUUCUACAACGUCGACAUCACCGAUGAGGCUGCUUUGGACAAGGUCUUCCAGGAGCACCCCGACAUUGACAAUGUCAUCCACUUCGCCGCCUUGAAGGCCGUCGGAGAGUCCGCUGAGAUUCCUCUCGAGUACUACCGCGUCAACGUCUACGGCAGCGUUGCCCUGCUCAGCUCCAUGACCAAGCACAAUGUCACCAACAUUGUCUUCUCUUCCUCUGCCACCGUCUACGGUGAUGCCACCCGUUUCCCUAACAUGAUCCCCAUCCCCGAGCAUUGCCCUAUCGGUCCCACCAACACCUACGGUCGCACCAAGUCGACCGUUGAGUCCGUCAUCACCGACCACAUCGAAGCUCAGCGUAUGAAGGCCAAGAAGAACGGCGAGUCUGGUGAGCAGUGGAACGGUGCUUUGCUCAGAUACUUCAACCCCUGCGGUGCUCACCCCAGCGGUAUCAUGGGCGAGAACCCAUUGGGUGUCCCCUACAACCUUCUUCCCCUCCUCGCUCAGGUUGCGACCGGAAAGCGCGAGAAGUUGCUCGUAUUCGGAGAUGACUACGCUUCCAAGGAUGGUACUGCCAUCCGUGACUACAUUCACGUGCUCGACCUUGCCAAGGGCCAUCUCGUCGCUCUCAACUACCUCCGCGAGAAGCACCCUGGUGUGAAGGCAUGGAACCUUGGCAGCGGCAGGGGCUCCACCGUCUUUGAGAUGAUCAAGGCUUUCAGCACUGCCGUCGGCCGUGAUCUUGCCUACGAGGUCGCUCCCCGUCGCCAGGGUGACGUGCUCGAUCUUACCGCCAACCCCACUCUGGCGAACAAGGAAUUGAACUGGAAGACUGAGCUCACGCUCGAGGACGCCUGCGUCGACCUGUGGAAGUGGACCAAGAACAACCCUGAGGGUUAUGCCCAGCAGCCUCCCCAGGAGUUCCUCGAUGCCCUCAAGAAAUAGAGUCUUGGAGGUGUAUGAACGGCAAGCGUGGCCUACAAAAGUUUUGACAUGCGCAUUGGACUGAAAUAAAGGAUGGAAUUGGAAAAAUCCUUGGUGCAUUGCUUGCGAACACGCACAUAUAUCAUCAUCAUACUACUACAUUAAUAUACCACGAAACGAGAGAUAUGACUAAUAGAAUAUUUACACUUAUACCCGGAC